Messenger RNA from Miscanthus lutarioriparius, 840 nucleotides. The record is from the annotation of a GenBank genome assembly. NCBI's taxonomy places the organism in Eukaryota, Viridiplantae, Streptophyta, Magnoliopsida, Poales, Poaceae.
AUGGCUUCAAGUUCAGAUCCUCAACCGGUUGUUGGUCUGCUUUCUCAGUCUAAUGGGGGUCAGAUUCCACAAUGUCCAGUAAUUUUCAAUGGCACUAAUUAUCGUGUUUGGGUUUCUCGCAUGCGUUGGCAUAUGCGUGGUCUACGGCAUUGGGAUUUUCUCACUAGUGAACUACCGUGUCCACCUUUACCCACUCCUCCUGUGCAACCAGUCUUUCCUCUUGCAACUUCAGACGAUGAUAAGAAGAAAUUGCAUGAUGAAUAUAAUGAUGAUAUGGCCUCAUACAUGUCUCAGUUUGCAGCAUAUCGGACUUGGUUGGAUGAGGAUGCUCGUGCAGGUGCUGUUCUAACUGCUAGCAUGGAGGAACAUUUGACUGCCAAUAUUGUAGAGCUUGACUAUGCUUCUCAGAUGUGGGCUUUUCUUCACCAGCGUUAUGAGCCCUCUGGUCAGUCCACAUGCAUUGCUGCUUUACGCCAAGAGCAGUUGUUGCAACAGGGUGAUGCUACAAUUGAGGAGUUCUUUAACCAGCUCUCUAGUGUGUGGCGUGAGCUUGACACUCUGAGUCCUCAGCUGCCCCUGCCACUUUUACUAGCUUGUGAACCCUGUGUGUCCCUGAUGGAUGCUCUUGCUGCUGUUCGAAAUGAAGAGAUCCGUCUUCGUUCUACUAGCUUGCUGCAGUCAGCUGCCUCGUCAGUGCUAGCUAUUCGCUCUGCACCUCCAUCCAUGACAACUUCUGGACGUCCUACACCCCUCCCUACAGCACCUUCGUCAGCGGUGUCCUCCUCUAGGAGUGGUAGUACUGGUGGACUUCACUACAACUACUAUGAAAAAGAUGGAUAG